GGCAAAUCAUUGACCAAAGUAAUAAUCCAAAUUCCCCACAAAAUAAAACUACACAAGAUACGUUUUCUCCUCCAAAAAACAGCCUAACUAGACACGUCCGCAAUGUGGCCGGCACAGUAGAUACGGCAAAUUUCACCCAAUGUAACCAGAAAGAUGCAUUGAGACACAUCUCGCUGACACUUUGCCUACCCUCGGACUCAAGCACCACUACCCUCAUCCCGUACACCAGUUUGUCAAACGAACUCAACCAAAAAGGAGGGUCGUGGGGAAACAAAUACCAAUGGUACAUGACGCUAGACUUUUGGUUCGGAAAAGGCGAUCCCAAUGAAAGAUAUAGCUAUGGUCGAGCGUGGACCGACUUGGUGGGAGAGACAGGGGCGGAUUGGAGUUCAUCGUCAACAGGAACAGCGAAAAAAGUAAGGCAAAGAGUACACCUGGCAAAAUCCUCAUCUGGCCUCGUAGUACAGUUAGACUUAACGGGGGUACCCCAACCCAAGAAAGAUGAACCCCCUUGUGCAUCCUUUUAUCUAUGGCCCAAGACAUCGCCAAGCCCCCAAUUCUCUAUAUACGUAUGCAUGUCCAGUCGCAUUAAAAGAUCACAAUCUGACAUAGUAUCCGUCCAAAAGGGGGUGGUGAUCCACUCCACUAAGGAGUGGACAACUGAUCAAGAGUUCCAAGCAGCAACUGGAAUCUCGGGACACUCAGCAAACAGCAACAACUGGUUACUGAUGGCACAACAAGCUGCGCUAGACACAGGCGAUGACUGCCUCGUUUGUAUGGGAGCCAGACCCCUGCUCCACAUAAUUCCUGCCCCGGUAGAACCAAGGUGUGCCACUGAAAUAAUGGGGACAGACAACCCUCAACACAAUUGCUCUAAAUACGACGUUUACUUCCCUUUAGCCAACGCGGAAUUAAAAAAGCCCUUAUUCUUUGCAAAAGUUCCGAGGUUGUAUUACACCCGUUUCCACACCACAAUCAGAAACACCGGGGGGUUCAACAAAACUCUCUGCGACCACAUAGUGACACCAACUACACCUGGACGUGGUGUAAUCCGAGCAGACAUAUGGUUCCACUGCGGUGGCAACCAACUCCACGAUCGCGUCCCAUAUAAUGCCAGUGGUCUAUGUGCACUGGUCACUUUGCUUCUACCAGUGAAAACCUACAAAUUAAAAGUAGGGGACAUAACAAACCUGGCAGAACAAUACCCCUAUCAUACUACGAACAGAGUCAAACGCGAAGCCAUGAUUGACCCAGAUCCAACGUACAUAGACGCAAUAGGGGUACCACGGGGCGUACCAAGUGACUACAAAAUAGCCGAUCAAGUAGCGGACGGCUUCACAUCCAUCAUCUGCCCCUGGUGUGUCAUCAAUAAAAACUCAGACCGCAUCAAUUACAUUCAUUAUAAUAUCCAACGCCUAGGAAACCUCACACAUGCCGGACUCAAGGCAGUUAGUGAGCAAUUGAAAGCCACAUCACUCAUGGCCUAUCAAAACAGAAUGGCCCUAGACAUGCUCCUAGCAGAAAAAGGCGGAGUAUGUGCAAUGUUCGGAGAGCAAUGCUGCACCUUCAUUCCCAACAACACCGCUGCAGAUGGCACUCUACAAAUAGCACUGGACGGUCUGAAAACCCUCAACUCCCGCAUGAAAGAUCAAUCUGGUAUCGACGGUAAAUGGGACGAAUGGAUGUCCGUGUUCGGUAAAUACAAAACCCUGGUCACCUCAGUAUUGGUAUCAAUGGCCGUGUUUGCAGCAAUUUUGACCUUGUGCGGGUGCUGCUGCAUCCCAUGUAUCCGCUCAAUGGUGGACAAAAUAAUUAGUACCGCCAUAGCACCUUCUACUCCCCUGGGCCAACAACUCGCCUUGCUAUCCUUAGAAAACAACCCAGACAUUGAAGAAGGCGAAGAAGAAGCGGCAGCAAUGGACACUUUCCCGACAGCACCACCAGUACCACCGAAUGGCAGAAUGUGGGAAAGAGAGACAGAAGCCUAAAACAGCUGACAUAAAUGUACAUAAACAAUAGCGUUGUUUUGUUGCCCCAAUCAUUAGAAUGGGGCAAAAGGGGGAUUGAAGGAUAAAGAUAAGGCAAAAGUGGCAGUGAAUAUAAGAUAUAGUGGGCCUAUCAUGGAAAAGCUAAGACAUUGAGCUGUCUGAGUGGAAAAGUACAGUACUGUGUUAAAGUCCAACUGCUGAGAAGCCUCAGUGGAAAUAUACUAUGUGAAUACUGUGUGCAACAAAAACGCGGGGUCAACCAGAUUAAGAACAGAGGUAUCCUGUUAUGUCCAAACUGAUAAGCCACAAGGUUGCAGAACUCAUUAUUCUCACACUAAAUCACCCACCAAGCAGGCGCAACAGUUCACAAGGGCAGUCUUGUGAGUGAAACCAGAUAUGGAAGUGAGUGAAAGCAAAUAAGGAAGUAACAAAAGCGCGCCGAAGGCUAACCUAAGAGUUGCUAGGGUAGCAACGGCAGAUUACACCACAAGAAAGCAGCGAAGGUGGGGGCUCUGCUAGGAACAGUAUAUAAGCAGGAUGUAUUCAGUACUCUAGGCUCUCUUCAACUGGGAUCUUACACUGACGAGCUUGUCACGUAUUGGGGUUUUUAGAUUUCCAUAACAAUUGGCGCUGCGAGCAGGGUCUCUGCAAGUUUGAUUGGGAACACCUCCGGACGCUGGUGGUGGCCGGCUCCAGGAUCCUCGGAUCUUCCUCUACCCCGACAGAAACCGUACGGGACGAGAGGACCAGCGCCGGGGGUGGAACCGAUUGACUUCACGAGAUCAAACGGACUUAAAAAGGCUUUCCAAAUACUGGGUGAGAUGUACAAUGUCUAAAUUGUUUAAAGUUAAAACGUAAUUAAAACUCCAUGACGUUUAUGAAAGGGGCUGCUCGAAGAGGGUUUUAUCCCGUCCUAGAUCGUGGGUUUACGAUUAGUUUUUGCGUGGUUUGUACUGGGGAACAAAUAUCACAGAGGGUGUAUCCCGUCCUAGAUCGUGGGUUUACGAUUAGUUUUUGCGUGGUUUGUACUGGGGAACAAAUAUCACAGAUUUUGUCAUGGGAGCAAGGCAAAGUAGGGGGCUUGUACAACCUCCUGGGGGGCCGAUUGUAGACGUCAUGAGAGUAAGAAAUGGUGAAAACAGUCUGUCUAAAUUAGAUAUAUGGACGGAAAUGUUCGGAUUUCCAAA
Gymnodraco acuticeps is the source of this 3175-nucleotide messenger RNA. RefSeq lists its product as uncharacterized. The coding region runs from base 288 to 1988 and encodes 566 amino acids. The record is from RefSeq and is a predicted model, not a curated record. The transcript has 2 exons. Lineage: Eukaryota; Metazoa; Chordata; Actinopteri; Perciformes; Bathydraconidae.